CCUCCCCCGUGGUUGAAAUGCUGUAUAAAUGCAGCAUCAGCCUGUCCACAACAGUGUCUGAAAGCUUAUUGGUACCCAAACAUGAAGGGACUGAGCUUAGUUCUCCUUGUGCUUCUCCUGAUGCUCGCAGUCGGGGAGGGCAAUGAUCCAGAAAUGCAGUACUGGACAUGUGGGUAUAGAGGACUCUGCAGACGGUUCUGCUAUGCUCAGGAGUACAUCGUUGGUCAUCAUGGUUGCCCUCGAAGAUACAGGUGCUGUGCUAUGCGGUCUUAGCACCUGUCAUCUGAUGACGCCUGGAAGAUGUCACAGCAUGAGGGCUGAUUUCUUCAGUACAGGUAGCUGGGGUCCUGGUAACUGACGCAGCAUUCUUCUGGAUAAACCAUUUUGACAACUUUGUUUUACUCUCAAUCAACCCUUCUUGGACUUCUAACAUACUGUGUGAUCUGACAAUGAGUACUUUUGAAGUGCACUUUAUAUAGUUAGAUCUAGCUCUUUUACAGCUGUUAGGUGUGCAGCUGCAAUCCUGUUGCUCAUAGAUCUGUUAUUGUUGCUUGAAACUUUGUGUGACUGAUCCUGUAUCUAACAUUUAAUGCCGUUUCAUAAUAAAUUCUUUGUGAACAGUUA
Siniperca chuatsi (mandarin fish) is the source of this 624-nucleotide messenger RNA. It is a transcript of the gene defbl2, whose product is annotated as defensin, beta-like 2. Lineage: Eukaryota; Metazoa; Chordata; Actinopteri; Centrarchiformes; Sinipercidae. The transcript is spliced from 3 exons. Bases 82 to 273 code for a protein of 63 amino acids. The record is from RefSeq and is a predicted model, not a curated record.